AUGGAUUCCGCAGCUCGUCAACAACCUCAAGUUCAACCUUGUAGAUACAAGGUCGGCAAGACGUUGGGGGCUGGCUCCUAUUCCGUCGUCAAAGAAUGUGUCCACAUCGAUACCGGCCGCUACUAUGCCGCCAAGGUCAUCAAUAAGCGGCUUAUGGCUGGUCGCGAACACAUGGUUCGCAACGAAAUCGCUGUCCUGAAAAAGGUCUCCAUGGGCCACCAGAACAUCCUCACCCUUGUCGACUACUUCGAGACCAUGAAUAACCUCUAUCUCGUUACUGAUCUUGCCCUGGGUGGUGAGCUUUUCGAUCGGAUCUGCCGAAAGGGUUCCUACUUCGAAUCAGAUGCUGCUGACUUGGUUCGCGCUACACUGUCAGCUGUCGCUUACCUACAUGACCAUGGCAUUGUUCAUCGCGACUUGAAGCCAGAGAACCUACUUUUCCGGACGCCCGAGGACAACGCAGACUUGCUUAUUGCAGACUUUGGACUUUCACGAAUUAUGGAUGAGGAACAGUUCCACGUUCUGACUACAACCUGCGGUACCCCUGGUUAUAUGGCCCCCGAGAUCUUCAAGAAGACUGGUCACGGCAAGCCUGUAGAUCUCUGGGCUCUCGGUGUCAUCACAUACUUCUUACUUUGUGGUUACACUCCUUUCGAUCGCGACUCUGACUUUGAAGAGAUGCAGGCCAUCCUCAACGCAGAUUACAGCUUUACUCCUAUCGAAUACUGGCGUGGUGUUUCCGCCCAUGCCAAGGAUUUCAUUCAACGGUGUUUGACAAUUGAUUCCACGAAGCGCAUUACUGCUCACGAGGCUCUACAACAUCCAUUCGUCGCUGGCUUCAUCAAUGCUGAGGGCGAGAGUCAGAACUUGCUGCCUAACAUUAAGAAGAACUUCAACGCUCGUCGAACUCUGCACGCGGCAAUCGAUACUGUCCGUGCAAUCAACAAGUUGCGCGAGGCGCAAAGCGGUCUGAUGGAUGGAGCUCGUUCAAAGGAGCCCAGUAGGGGCGCAGCCCAACAGACCCCUACCAACCGAAAGGUAGACAGCGCCAUCUCUAUUGGCAACAAUCAGCCCAAGGACAGCGGCUAUGGAACACAAACCGAAAAUGACGUGGUUAUGGGCAACACUUCAGCAUCCAACGUCCCAUCCUCGUUGCAACCCGGCAACAACGGAAAUCGAGUUAUCGAAACUUCCAAAGGUCUCUGGAGCGCAGCGAAGAGGUAG
Molecule: messenger RNA, 1224 nt
Organism: Fusarium graminearum PH-1
Lineage: Eukaryota; Fungi; Ascomycota; Sordariomycetes; Hypocreales; Nectriaceae
Product: calcium/calmodulin-dependent protein kinase type I
Exons: 2
Coding region: 1-1224 (407 amino acids)
Biological process (GO): cellular response to oxidative stress; protein phosphorylation
Molecular function (GO): calcium/calmodulin-dependent protein kinase activity; calmodulin binding; ATP binding
Source: RefSeq, a predicted model, not a curated record